Messenger RNA from Patella vulgata (common limpet), 2107 nucleotides. Its product is annotated as blastula protease 10. Bases 49 to 1392 code for a protein of 447 amino acids. Gene Ontology annotation, biological process: proteolysis. The record is from RefSeq and is a predicted model, not a curated record. Lineage: Eukaryota; Metazoa; Mollusca; Gastropoda; Patellidae. The transcript is spliced from 10 exons. Gene Ontology annotation, molecular function: zinc ion binding; metalloendopeptidase activity.
UCAGUCUCACUUCUGUACUUGUGCUUCCUUAUCAUAUUUAACUUUUCCAUGGCUCAAUAUAUUGUGUUCGUUUUUAUAUCAUUUUUGUUUUACAAAGUUCCAGGAAUACCGCUCCAGAUAUCUGUCAAUAAACCAAACAGUGAAGACCCAUUAGCAGUAUUACAGAGACAGUCAGCUAAAGGUUUACCCAAACCAGAUGAAGAAUUCAACGACCGAAAUGACACUCAAGAAUUUGAUAUGCGCCUUACACCAAAUCAGAAGCGAUACAUUGAAUUUGAAACUCUAACACAUGGCGCUCCACGACAUUUAUGGAAGAGGAAAGCCAUAGCAGAUUACCGACGAUACUGGCCGUAUGGGAUCGUCCCUUAUACACUAGACCCAACUCUAUCAUCAUAUCACAGACAAUGGGUAACUGAUGCCAUGUAUGUUUGGGAACGGGAUACAUGUGUAGAAUUUCGGUACUCAACACCACCGUUAUCUGCUCAACUUGGUCAUACUGAUUCAGUAUUCAUUUCGCAUGGUGAAGAUUGUAUAACUAGCGUGGGCAAGGUACCUGGUGGUCAAAAUAUAACAAUAGGUAGAUGCAGGAAAGGAUCAAUCAUACACGAACUAGGACACACUCUUGGAUUUGUUCAUGAACAAUCUAGACCUGACCGUGAUGGUAAUGUAGAGAUUGUAUUUAAUAAUAUAAUACCAUCGAGGACACAUGAUUUUGAUAAAUAUCCCGAUGGUACAAUUACGACAUACGGCGAACCUUACGACUUUGGCUCUAUCAUGCAUUAUAGUUCCACGGCUUACACCAAGAAUGGACACAUAACCGUGAAGACACACGAUCCUCAUAUCCAGAUGACAAUCGGCCAACGAGAUGCUCCAAGUUUCCUUGAUUUACGCCUAAUCAAUGACAUAUAUGAUUGUAAUGCUCACUGUGAACCUAGACAAUGUAACAACGAAGGCUACCAGGGUCCCAGCUGUGAAUGUAUUUGUCCGGAAGGAUUUAUUGGGGAAGCUUGUAAUGAACUUGAAACUUCGCAUACAGGAUGUGGAGGAACUAUUUUAUCAGAUAGUCGUGGAACUAUAACAUCUAGUUGGUAUCCAGGAGAAUAUCCUAUUACCGAAAACUGUUAUUGGUUAAUCAAGGGUCCCAUUGGUUCGACUAUAUCUAUAAAUGUGGAAGCGUUUGAUACAGACAAUGCUGGUGAUUGUCAGUGGUGUAAUUGUGAUUAUUUAGAACUUAAAGUUUAUGGUUUUGAAAAGGUUGGGCAAAGAUACUGUGGUAAACAUGUUGACAGCCCGUACCGUUAUAACUGGCAUCAACUUCUCGUUCAUUUUAGAACUGAUGAAUUAUGGACUGGCAACUCGGGUUUUAAACUGCACUACAUUAUUAAUCAAUAACUUCCAUUUCAUUUUGUUAUUUUUAUCUUUAUCACACAUUACAAUCGAUAUGCACAUGUAUACAGUAUCAUUUCUGUAAGUAUUUAAAGCAGGGCAUACCUAACCCCCACAUUUCAUAAUUUACAGCAGGCCACGGUCACAGUGGGCAUAUGAUUCGAUCCGGUAGAUUUUUAAGGCUGUAUAACCCGUGCUUAAUUUCUGCACAGAUAACCCCGGUUCAGUUCAGGACAGUUCGGUCCACUCAAUUUUAGGCCGAUCGACCACAAUUCUCCCUAUCCCCCUCGACCGCAGAGUCGAUUUUUGAAGGGCCGUUAUUUUCCGCCUGUCUAUGUUUUUGUUUACGUGAUAUUGUAUAUUAUAAUAUUAUGUUUUGUUUACAUGAUGUUGUAUAUUAUAAUAUUAUGUUUUGUUUACAUGAUAUUGUAUAUUAUAAUAUUACGUUUUUGUUUACAUGAUAUUGUAUAUUAUAAUAUUACGUUUUUGUUUACAUGAUAUUGUAUAUUAUAAUAUUACGUUUUUGUUUACAUGAUAUUGUAUAUUAUAAUAUUACGUUUUUGUUUACAUAAUAUUGUAUAUUAUAAUAUUACGUUUUUGUUUACAUAAUAUUGUAUAUUAUAAUAUUAUGUUUUGUCUACAUAAUAUUGUAUAUUGUAUUUUGUGCCUUGUAGAAUGUAUGAGAGUGUGUAUGUUGAUAUAAAAGUAAUCCAAUCGUCAA